CAUAUUCUGGGGCGUGGUCAGUACAGACCGCCUAUAGUAUAAAUAUAAAUUCAAACCAUGCUUCAAGUGCAUUCAUAUUCUGCUGAUAAAUGAGAUACAAACACUGUAGAAUUUCUGUGAAAUGAAAAAUGACCAGUACCUGGAUUUUCAUUUUGAUCUUCAGCACCAUAUAUGCAGUCCAACCUGGUAGAUGCUGGGUUACUGCACAAUCCCUCAGAGAGUCACGAGUUUAUCAGCCUGAUAAAGAGCUCAGUGUGAAUAUUGGAGACUCGGCUACUCUACGGUGUUGUAUUUCUGAAAAUGAACUUGGGAUAAUUGCCUGGUUUAAGCAACCAAACAGAAAAAAACCUCAGAUUAUAGUCACAGUAUAUAAAACCGCUGGGGAGAAGUUUUACAAUGAAUCCCAAAAGUCUCAUUUCCAAAUAGAAAGAUCUUCAAAUUGUUUCAAUUUGACCAUUUUAAACACCAUUGAGUCUGAUGAAGCCAUGUACUACUGUGCACUGACAACACCCAACCUUGUGUUUGCAGAUGGAACUUAUUUAAAAAUUAAAGUUGAUCAUGUUACUAUUUCAUCAGAAACAUCUAAACCAGCUCUGUGUGAUAAUUCAGUGGUGUGUGAACCAACACUGCAUGGAAACAGCACUAACAUGAACACACACGAGAAAACAGUGCUCGGUUUGGGAACGGCUUUGGGUUUGUGCGCACUUCUGAUUUUCUGUCUCAUUUAUUUCAUACUGAGGAGAAGAGAAUUAAAUACUUCUACUGAAGAUUCUCCAGGAACAAGGCAGGUACGUGAAUCUGAAGCUGAAGCACUGAAUUACAGAGCUUUGAAAUUCUCCAAGCAGGAAGCCAGAGCUGAAAAAAGGAAAACUGGCUCAUCAGAUGAGUGUGUGUACUCCGAUGUGAAAUAUAACUGCAAUAUGUAACACAAAUGAUUCAUAACACAUGGUACUAUUACACUGCAAAAAGGUGAAAAAAUCUCGACAAAAUGCUAAUUUAUUCCAUAUUUUUCAUUGCGAGAUAAAAAGAUUAUUAAACGAAUAGU
Messenger RNA from Ictalurus furcatus (blue catfish), 1045 nucleotides. RefSeq lists its product as uncharacterized. Gene Ontology annotation, biological process: response to bacterium. The transcript has 6 exons. NCBI's taxonomy places the organism in Eukaryota, Metazoa, Chordata, Actinopteri, Siluriformes, Ictaluridae. Bases 129 to 926 code for a protein of 265 amino acids. The record is from RefSeq and is a predicted model, not a curated record.